Messenger RNA from Carlito syrichta (Philippine tarsier), 2288 nucleotides. It is a transcript of the gene ZNF594, whose product is annotated as zinc finger protein 594. Gene Ontology annotation, biological process: negative regulation of transcription by RNA polymerase II. Gene Ontology annotation, molecular function: DNA-binding transcription repressor activity, RNA polymerase II-specific. The record is from RefSeq and is a predicted model, not a curated record. NCBI's taxonomy places the organism in Eukaryota, Metazoa, Chordata, Mammalia, Primates, Tarsiidae.
AUGAAGGAAUGGACGUCAUAGAUGGAAAUUUCUUAAGAAAAAGAUUCAGCAAGGGCUGCAUCAGAAAGACUGCAAAGACAGAUCUCCCAGGAAUGUGAGUUAGUUGAAACCAGUGAUCCUAAGGACAAAGUAUUGAGGCACUGGGCAAGUCCCUUAAAGGAUGCAGUGAAACAUCUCUCUUCCCAAGUGAGAGGUAUCAGGGAAAUGAGUCUUAUCCCCAAGAAAGCCAUUGCAGGAGAGAAAGACCAUGGAUGUAAUGAAGGAGAAAAAAUACUUUCUGCUGGAGAAAGAUCACAUAGAUAUGAGGUCUGUGGCCAAUGCUUCAAGCAGAAGUCAGGAUUAACUGAACAUAAGCAAAUUGAUAAUAUAAAGAAGAUUUAUGAAUGUACGGAAUGUGAAAAAACCUUCAACAGGAGCUCAAACCUGAUGUUACAUCAGAGAAUUCACACAGGAAAGAAACCAUAUGUAUGUAAUGAAUGUGGAAAAGACUUUAAUCAAAGUUCAAAUCUUAUUAUACAUCAGAGAAUUCAUACAGGAAAGAAGCCUUAUAUAUGUCAUGAAUGUGGAAAAGACUUCAAUCAGAGCUCUAAUCUGGUUAGCAAGUGAAUUCAUAGUGAUGAGAAUCCCUAUCAGUGUAAAGAUUGUGGGAAGGCCUUUAAGGGAAGCUCAAACCUUGUCCUACACCAGAGAAUCCACAGUGAAGGGAAGCCAUACUUAUGCAAUAAAUGUGGAAAGACCUUUAAUCAAAGCUCAGAUCUUAUUAUACAUCACAGAAUUCACACUGGAGAGAAACCCUAUGAGUGUUAUGACUGUGGACAAAUGUUCAGUCAAAGUUCACACCUUGUCACACAUCAGAGAAUUCAUACGGGAGAGAAACCCUUCAAGUAUAGUGAAUGUGAAAAGGCCUUCAGGCAGCGUUCUUGCCUUACUGAACACCUGAGACUCCACAGUGGAGAGAAACCCUAUGAAUGUCACGAAUGUGGGAAAUCCUUUAGUGGGCGCACAGCUUUUCUUAAACAUCAGAGACUACAUACUGAAAAGAAACUUAAAUUUGAAAAAGCAUACACUUCUGACUUGAACUUUAUCAAACAGAAAAUUCAUAGAGAAGAAAAACCUUACGAAUGUACUGGGUGUGGAAAAGCUUUCCGGGGAAGUUCAGAUCUAAUUAGGCAUUGGAUAAUUCAUACUGGAGAGAAACCCUAUGAAUGUAGUGAAUGUGGGAAAGCAUUUAGUCAGAAGUCGCACCUUGUUUCACAUCAGAAAAUUCAUACCAGAGAGAAGCCCUACCAGUGCAAUGAAUGUGGGAAAGCCUUCAGGCAGCGUUCCCUCCUUAUUCAACAUAGGAGAAUACAUAGUGGUGAGAAGCCCUAUGAAUGUAACGAAUGUGGGAAACUCUUCAUUUGGCACACAGCUUUUCUCAAACAUCAGAGACUGUGUACUGGAGAUAAACUUGAAUGUCAGAAAACCUUCAGCAAGGAUCAGGAGCUUAGAGAAGAGCAGAGAAUUCACCAAGAAGAGAAAGCUUAUUGGUGUAAUCGGUGUGGUAGAACUUUCCAAGGCAGCUCAGACUUCAUCAGACAUCAGGUAAUUCAUACAGGAGAGAAAACAUAUGAAUGUAAAAAUGGGAAAACAUUCCAUCAGAGCUCAGACCUUCCAAGACAUCAUAGAAUUCAUAGUGGAGAAAAACCUUAUGCAUGCAAUAAAUGUGGGGAAUCUUUUAGGGGCAGCUCAGAUCUUAUUAAACACCAUCGUGUUCACACUGGAGAGAAACCAUAUGAAUGUGAAUGUGGGAAGGGCUUUAGUCAGAACUCACACCUUAUUAGUCAUCAAAGGAUUCACACCAGAGAGAGACACUUUGAGUGUAGCAACUGUGGGAAGGCCUUCAGUGGCCACAUAGCUUUUCUUAAACACCAGAAACGUCACACUGGAAAGGAAUGUAAAGAAUGUGAGAGUCUUCAAACCAGACUCACUUUAAUAGGCAACAGAAACCUUAUGUAUGUAGUAAAAGUAGGAAAAGCCUGAUGGGGACCACGUCUUAAAGCACUACAGAGGAUUUUUUUGGUUGGAAAAUCCAUUUGGAAGUAGGAAAACAGAAAAGCUCUACUGGGUGAAAAGCAUAUAAGUGUAAUCAAGUGGAAAAACUAAAAGCUCUUGGAUAUAAUCGCCUUUUUUUCUGCCUCAGAGUUCACACUGGAGUAUGUGGUCCCAAGGAUAUAAAAACUUGAGAAUGUUUUAGGGGAUUUCUACCAUUAUUAAAAAUCAUUAGAACUCACAUUGGUAGCAACCCA